AUGAGGCUGCUCGCGACCAUGUGGUCUCUCAUGCUGAUCAUGAAACUAUUGGACAAAGGUGUUUGCACCACCCAAGGCGACAAUCGAAGCGGCUUUCCGGAAUACCGACUCUUUCCUGCCCAGGUCCAUUCGCAACCCCGGACAUAUGCCGCGGUCGUUUCGCCUCCGAAAGUCGUGCCAAGCCAAGACAACGCUCGGAACGUUUACAGAGUUGGUGCUGGUCAAGCUCAAGAUAGCUCACUCGAAGAGAAUACCUCCCCGCCAAAGGUAGAUCCAAUCACCCGCCCCGAGCACGGCGCUACACUGCCAUCCGACGAAGACUUCUCAGACGCUCUGACGAAUCAACCGAGACUCGCGCACCUCCGACCGCAGACUGAUUCGCUGUUCGGGCCCAGAAUGCCGCCUUGGUCUGCCAUUCCCGAAUCUUGGAACGGCCACAGAUACCUGCAAUUCAAGGUACACCAGUUUCCCAUGGAGGACGGAAGAGCCUACGGACCGUACAAGGUCGGCGUGGGCCAUUACACCUUUCAGAACAAGCCGUACCCUCUCGACAUAAAGUUCUUCCGGGCCUCCUACCAAUUCGGCCCCCUGCAACCAACCAGCUUUGAGCGUUACGAUUGGACGGGAAUGGAUCUGACCGACAACUCGAUCUUCCGACCGGAUCCUGAGCUAUUGAGGCGGGUUCAGCAGCGCAUCGGCGGGUCACUGCGAUUUCACGGGUGGAUGCCGGAACCAGUGGAUACAGUUGCGGGCACUGCGAUGCAGGGCGAGUACCUUUGGCCGCCGAGCCAUCCUCAUCCGUACAGGUUCGAGCUGCAGAUGUCGCAGCGUUCGAGGAAGCUGUUCUUGGGUGGCGCCUUGACAGAGCUGACGAGGCGGCCAGAAAGUUGGCCGACAGCAUGGACCAUGAUACUUCCAGCUACUGAAGGUGAGGCCGAAAGGCGUGUGUUGAUGACGAAUGUCCCUCCGGAGGCCUAUACGGACUUGUCGAGAUCCAAUCGCAGAUCCGACUUUUGGCUGUUCCACGAGGCCGUAUUGGAUGGCCGAAAUUCGAAUCUACCGAGGAUGGCGCUGCUCGGAGGAAUGUUCCUGCCGAAGGGCGCGUCAAAUAUCUUGCAGCACGAAGGUUUCAUCCGUCCUGCCGUCAACCACCUUCUUCGCUACCAUGUGGCUUAG
Messenger RNA from Pseudozyma hubeiensis SY62, 1176 nucleotides. RefSeq lists its product as hypothetical. The coding region runs from base 1 to 1176 and encodes 391 amino acids. NCBI's taxonomy places the organism in Eukaryota, Fungi, Basidiomycota, Ustilaginomycetes, Ustilaginales, Ustilaginaceae. The record is from RefSeq and is a predicted model, not a curated record. The transcript has a single exon.